Molecule: messenger RNA, 3687 nt
Organism: Fonsecaea erecta
Lineage: Eukaryota; Fungi; Ascomycota; Eurotiomycetes; Chaetothyriales; Herpotrichiellaceae
Exons: 1
Coding region: 1-3687 (1228 amino acids)
Source: RefSeq, a predicted model, not a curated record
AUGAGAGAGAAAAAUCCUCCCUCUCUCUUCCGCCAUUUGGACUCAGCAGCACAGUCUUCAGAGGAAAUGAUCGGGGAUUCUAGCUCUGAGCCCUUCCGGCAAAAGGCGCAUCAAAAAUCUUUCUUACGAAGGAAUAUCGUGCAUGCGUUGGAGCCGCACCGCGAGGGGGGCGAGGAGGAUGCCUCGACUGUGGAUUCAAGCUCCGUCAUGUCCGAACAUACGCAACACAUCGAUAAGACCACUGAAGGCGAGAUCUCCGCUGCGACUGAGCUCGGCGGGGUGGUCCAAGAUGCUGUAUCCAAUGACGCAGAAAUGACGGGAAAUCCCUCAACGGCCUCGAGUUGGUCCGAAUUAAUCACGUUCAAUAUGUGGUCCAGACCUUACCGCUCUGAAAACCCCACCAGAGAGAGCGAGCGCACUACGCGGCAAAGCAUCAGAGACGUCCUAGGCAAACCCCCUGACAGCCCUGGUCCCUGGCUGACGCUUGAUGUCAGCAGCAUCAGAAGGAGACUCAAUAUGAAGACAAAUGCUGCCAUCAACGGCAAACUGCUUGCUAAAAGCCGAAAACAUGAACCCUUCGACUGCCUAUGUCGUCUGACAAUAUGGGACAGUCGCGAUGGCUGCGCGACACUACCGCUUGUCGCCAGAUCAUCACCCUGUCGUGUAAGCGUUGUGGAAGAUGGCGCGCAUGGGGAAUAUGUCUCUCUGGAGCUAAAGGACCCUUUCGUUGUCACGAACAACGAGCUCCUAGUUCCCAUCCUUUCGGAGGAGGGAAAAUCGGUUCUAGGAGUGAGCCAUGAAAAUUUUGUUGAAAUCAGGAUUAUACCCUGUGUCGCUGACUGUCCAUGGCCUCCAUUCCCCAUCUUGCCUAAGACCGUCGUGGACCGCUUCACUCCGAACAUGAGGAAGAUGGGCCUGGAAGAAGAGCGAGGCGCCAUUGUGGCCAGUUACGCCGACACCACACGUGCCCCUGAGCCGAAUGUCCCGCUCAGUGUGUUUUUCGUGCUUGAGGGUCACACCUACAGAACGCAAUACGGUCUCCAGGUGGAAUCAACCUGGACUUUUGAUCCCAAAUUCGCCAUCAAGCAGGGUAAAGGCUUAGACAUGGAGACAUUCUACAUGUCAAAAACCAGAGAGACCCGGUUGCUCCAUCUCCCGGAGCAAGCACCACACGGACUGGAAGUGCACUAUAUCUUCCCUGCGAAGAGCUCGGGACACGCAGGUGCUGUUCAAGCCAUCCGAAAUCCCGUCGUUCGAGGUUAUGGCUGUCCGAUAUGUGCGGCGUGGAGCACGCGCAGAUUGCAGGAACUGGUAUCCCAUUUCAAGUCCUUACAUCCGAAGUGCGUUCUCUCGACAUCAAAACUGCAAUAUGACAAGGAAACAAAGCGGUUGACCCUCGUCGAAAUCAAAGUCGACAUUUCCGCGGCCACCAGAAAGGACCAGUACGAUGAGGCCUCUAACAAGUCACCUCUACAACCUCUUUUUCAAUGUAACAAGCCUUUCAAGCUUUUUGAACCAAGUAAAACGACACUUCGAUAUCCAUUGGCAUCGCAGGUUCCUGCCUUUCGAAAAGCUGUGCGCAAAAAGACCAAACCUGUGCGCCUUCAGUCAGUGGGUGAUGAACCCGAAGAGAUCUGGGGGUCUAGUACAGAUCGACCGGUCUCUCCCGACGAAGACCCAAAGAGUGAAUCAGACGAUGAAGUCGAUCAUAGCUGGCUAAUUGCUACACACAUGCAAAGGCUUGACAUGGCGGCCGACAAACUGGGGUGGAGUGAGACCAAGUGCGAACUCAUCAAACGCUGGGACCGACACCGCAUGGAAGAACGAUUCGAGCACUCUCGAUAUAUCUCUAACUCUCUGAUCAGGUUUGCUAGGAAGCAAAGAAGAUGGUUGCGUGAAGGGGACGAUGAGCUGAAGCGAACGUUCUUUGAUUUCUUGGGCAGGUUGAAAGAACACCAUGUCAUUGACGAUAACGUUAUUGCCGAUGUUAAUGAACUAGUUUUCUACAAUCCUGCUUACCAGCAUCCUCUUCCCAGCACAGAGGUAGAAAAGGUGAAGAUACGCGAAAUGGCAAUUGAUCGUACGCUGAACGGAACACCCGCAUCUCAGCAGCAUACGUCGCUCGAGGUGAACACUCCACUCUACGAUAUGUUAAACACAGGAAGAGUCGAAGGCGCAGAGCCAUUCCCUCAGAGCUCUGAUGCUGGGCAUCCACCAUCAAACCCUCCGGUGAACGCGGACAAACGACGCCUUGCCCGGGCAAAGACAAAGCAGAAAAGUAAGGAAUCCGGAUCCCAGGGUCUCGGGAAAUCUGAUUGCGGUACUUGUCUACAGCCGAUUGAGCAUGUGCAUAGUGAAUCGGCUUAUUGCACGCUUAGAGACUGCCUGUCGCCGGCAACUAGAUACCACAAGAAAUGUGCCGUUGGCGAGUAUUUGGCUGGGCGAAAACGCCAAAUACCUGUUUGUAGAAAUUCUUACGGUCCCAUUCCCGUCGAAGACUCAGUCGCGCAAUGGAUUGUCGACCGCUAUCAAUGUCGGACGUGCCGUUUUCGGCGUUGGUUGAAGCGGAGCGUUGGCCUUGCUUCGAAACAACUGCGAAAACAGUUGAAAGAGGAGGGGGAGGAAGAGCUGGAAGAGGAGCUUGGUGAGGGGCUGGAGAAGGAGCUUGAUGAGGAGCUGGAGAAGGAGCUGGAAGAGGAGUUGAAAGAAGGACUGGAAGAAAUACCGGAAGAGGGAGUAGAGGAAGAGGCGGACAGAGGGCAGGUGAAUGAACUGAUACGGGGAUUCCUGCAGGACCUGGAGUCCAGAACUAAAAGGGGAGAAGAGGUGCCGCUAGUGAGAGAGGCAUCCUUAAGAUCCUGGGGAUUGAAGCUCUUGAAAGCAAGGAAAGCCGAGGCAAAGUGGAAAGGCAAGGAGGCGGCAAGCAAUCCCGUGCCUCCAAGUGGAAAGGGGAAGGAGGUAGUGAGAGACUCCGAUGACCCGAGUACAAGCGGAACGAGGAAUCGAAUCGAGAGUACGCCCGGCGCUCCAGUUGGCAACGGACCAGGUAUGCCUCCAGGAGACGGACCUCACACGCGGUCUAGGGACAGGGCCAGUACGCCGUCCGGAGACAAGGACGAAUCCCGGACUUCGAGCAAGCAGACGGCCAGUGUGCCUUCUAGGGAUCGACCGAGGACUCGGUCCAGGGGCAGGGUCAGCACGCCGUCUGAGAACAGGGCGGGCACACCAAGUCCGAGCGAAGAGAGAGCUGGCACUCCCACUGGAGACAGACCUCGCACAAGGUCUAUGGAUAAGGCCGUCACACCGUCUGAGGAUGAGGCUGGCCCACCAGCACCAGGUCCGAGCCGCGGGAGAGCAGGCACACCGAUGCCGGUCGGGCAACGAGCGGGCACUCCUUUUGCCGACGGGAAGGGUCCCCCUGGGGCAACUAGUCGGAGGAUAUCCAGCCUGGCGAUGGGGGGGCUUUCCGCAAGGUCGCGGAGCGCGAAGCCCAAAGACGUGGGUCCAGUGAGGAGCAGUAGGCUCGAUACGCUGAGAGGCAAGGACAGUCUGGAGCGCAGGGCCAAAGAGACGGCCAAAACCCAGACGAUCCGGGGAGAGAAUCGACCGGCUGCUCAUGUUGCUCUGUCGGCGGGGGAUGCUCGAACGGACUCCCGCAGAGGAUCGUCGAGAGCGCGUGAUACAUGA